UGAGAGAGCAACAGAGGAAGAGUCGCCUCAGUGGAAUCGAUGCUAUAAAGGUUACUUUACUUUCGUGUCUCAUAUAUUAGCUGCAAAGACUGUAGCAAACAUUAUCAAAACUUCUUUAGGGCCUAGAGGCCUUGACAAAAUCUUGAUUUCUCCAGACGGUGAUAUCACUGUAACAAAUGAUGGUGCUACCAUUUUGACACAGAUGGAAGUAGAGCAUCAAAUUGCGAAAUUAUUAGUUCAACUAUCUAAAUCCCAAGAUGACGAAAUUGGUGAUGGAACAACUGGU
Molecule: messenger RNA, 286 nt
Organism: Cetraspora pellucida
Lineage: Eukaryota; Fungi; Glomeromycota; Glomeromycetes; Diversisporales; Gigasporaceae
Source: the annotation of a GenBank genome assembly